AUGUCCGCCUCGAUGGGUCGUGUCUUACUCGCCUACUCCGGAGGUCUUGACACCUCGUGCAUCCUUGCUUGGUUGAUCGAACAAGGCUAUGAGGUCUAUGCAUUCAUGGCCGACGUAGGCCAGGAGGAGGACUUUGAGGCGGCACGCAAGAAGGCACUUGCAGUCGGCGCGAAGAAGUUCUUCCUUGAGGACUUGAAGCGCGAGUUUGUGACGGAACUCAUUUAUCCUGCAGUGCAGGCAAACUGCAUCUAUGAGAACGUCUACCUCCUCGGAACGUCUCUCGCUCGCCCAGUGAUCGCUCGCGGAAUGAUGGCCAUUGCUGACAGGGAGGGCUGCGAUUUCGUCUCGCACGGCUGCACUGGCAAGGGCAACGACCAAGUUCGUUUCGAACUCGCCUUCUACGGCUUGAAGCCCGACAUCAAGGUGAUCGCACCUUGGCGCAUCCCUGAGUUCUACCACCGAUUCGCGGGCCGCCAGGCACUGCUCACCUACGCAGCAGAGAAGAAGAUCCCCGUCCAGCAGACCGCCGCCAAGCCAUGGUCCACCGACGAGAACCUGUUCCACAUCUCCUACGAGGCCGGCAUCCUUGAGGACCCCAACAUCACGCCCCCGGCGGACAUGUGGAAGCUCACCACCGCGCCAGAGAACGCUCCCGACGUGCCCGAGCGCAUCUCGAUCCAAUUCGAGCGCGGCCUCCCAGUCAACGUCACCGUCCCCGCGCAGAAGAAGGAGUACACGGACGCGGUGGAGAUCUUCGUCGCGCUGAACGCGCUCGCGCGCAAGCACGGCGUCGGGCGUAUCGACAUCGUCGAGAACCGCUUCAUCGGCGUCAAGUCGCGCGGGUGCUACGAGUCGCCUGCGGCGACGAUCCUUCGCGCCGCGCACAUGGACAUCGAGGGCCUCACGCUCGACCGCAACGUCCGUGCGCUUCGCGAUCAGUUCGUGACCGUCGAGCUGAGCCGUAUCCUGUACAACGGACACUGGUUCACACCCGAGCGCGAGUUCGUGGUGAGCUCGAUCCCGAGCAGUCAGCGAACCGUGAAUGGCGUCGUCCGCCUCAAGCUGUACAAGGGUAACGUCGUCGUGGAGGGCCGGUCGUCAGAAGAGGGUCUUUAUGAUGAGAAGGAGUCCUCGAUGGAUGAGCUCGGCGGCUUCGAGCCGACCGAUGCGACGGGUUUCAUCCAGAUUGAGUCCAUUCGUAUCAGAAAAUGGGCGCAGGCCAACAUCCGCAAGGGUCAAGCCGGCAUUGAGCCUAAGGAUGUCUACGGCACCCGCGUCUAA
Laetiporus sulphureus 93-53 is the source of this 1281-nucleotide messenger RNA. Its product is annotated as argininosuccinate synthetase. The transcript has 9 exons. Gene Ontology annotation, cellular component: cytoplasm. NCBI's taxonomy places the organism in Eukaryota, Fungi, Basidiomycota, Agaricomycetes, Polyporales, Laetiporaceae. The record is from RefSeq and is a predicted model, not a curated record. Gene Ontology annotation, biological process: urea cycle; L-arginine biosynthetic process. Gene Ontology annotation, molecular function: argininosuccinate synthase activity; ATP binding. Bases 1 to 1281 code for a protein of 426 amino acids.